This is a messenger RNA of Conger conger (European conger), 3133 nucleotides long. RefSeq names its product leucine-rich repeat-containing protein 4-like. The transcript has 2 exons. The record is from RefSeq and is a predicted model, not a curated record. The coding region runs from base 565 to 2577 and encodes 670 amino acids. Lineage: Eukaryota; Metazoa; Chordata; Actinopteri; Anguilliformes; Congridae. Gene Ontology annotation, biological process: modulation of chemical synaptic transmission; excitatory synapse assembly; postsynaptic density protein 95 clustering. Gene Ontology annotation, cellular component: glutamatergic synapse; plasma membrane; postsynaptic density membrane. Gene Ontology annotation, molecular function: protein binding.
ACUGCUUCAGUUAACAGAUCGGAAGGAGAUUGUUCAGGAAAAGAGAAAUCGAACCGCUUGCCUUGCCGUGAUUUUUUAUUUUUGUUGGCGUGCGCCCUGACUACAGAGAUGGAGUUUGGCGAGAGGAAUUCUGUGGAAUCCAGUGGCGCUGGUGGCGGUAGCCAGAGCCGCUUGGCUGCAGUGCGGGCCGCGCCAUGCGUCCCUGGCAGAGGCGACACACACACCUGCUCCUCUCGCUGGGCCCUACCUCGUUAACCAGCCCGCUUCACUGCUGUCCCACUCGCUCUUUCCCCGACUCUCUCGCUCUCUGGAUUUACCAGCGACCGUCUGCGCAGGAUUGACUUUACUUUUCCCCCGAAACAGAGACAGGAUAAAUAACACCUGACAGACUGAUCCCUUUCUGGAAUGAUGGAUGUGAAUUGAAAAAUUAUACCCGCUUUUAUGUGUGAUUUACAAGGAAAAACAAACAAAAAAGGACUUCUCAAAACUCGAGAGCUCCAAGCCCCCCUCCCCCCCCCGCAGGGCGAAUCCCCAGGUGAUGUUGAAUAAUGACCGUGCCACAUCAUGAGUCUCCUGUGGCAGGUAACUGUGUCCCGUACCUGGAACGCCGCCCUGCUUUUCGUGGUCUACCUGAUGGUGCGAGCGUGGAGUUUGUGCGCUGCGUCGUCGGCCGCCUCGUUGCCCCACUCCUGCCCCGCCGUCUGCUCCUGCAGUAACCAGCUGGGCAAGGUGGUGUGCACCCGCCGCGGCCUGACCCGUGUGCCCCUGGGCAUACCGCCCAACGCCCGCCACCUCAACCUCAUGGAGAACUCCAUUGAGCUCAUCCAGGCAGACACCUUCCGGAACCUUCAGCACCUGGAGGUCCUGCAGCUGGGGAGAAACGCCAUCCGGCAGAUUGAGGUGGGGGCCUUCAACGGCCUGUCUAGCCUCAACACCUUGGAACUCUUCGACAACCGGCUGACGGUAAUCCCCAGCGGGGCCUUCGAGUACCUGUCCAAGCUGCGCGAGUUGUGGCUCCGGAACAAUCCGGUGGAGAGCAUCCCGUUCUACGCCUUCAACCGUGUGCCGUCGCUGAUGCGGUUGGACCUGGGCGAGCUUCGGAAGCUGGAGUAUAUCUCGGAUGGCGCCUUCGAGGGGCUCCACAACCUCAAGUACCUGAACAUGAGGAUGUGCAAUUUGCGCGAACUUCCCACGCUGGGCCCCCUGGUGGCACUGGAGGAGCUGGAGGUGUCAGAGAACCACUUCCCGGUCAUCCGACCUCGGUCGUUCCGGGGCCUCCGGACGCUGAAAAAACUCUGGAUAAUGAACUCGCAGGUGAGGCUGAUCGAGCGCAACGCCUUCGACGACCUGACGGCCCUGAUGGAGCUGAACCUGGCCCACAACAAUCUGAGCUCCCUGCCCCACGGACUCUUUGCCACCUUGAGGCACCUGGUGGAGCUGCACCUGCACCACAACCCCUGGAGCUGCGACUGCGAGGCGGUGUGGCUGGCCGGGUGGGUGCGGGAGCGCAUCGCCUCCAACUCCACCUGCUGCGGCCGCUGCCACACCCCGGCCCACAUGCGCGGCCGCUACCUGGUGGAGGUCGAGCCCGGCGGGUACCGCUGUUCCGCCCCGUUCAUCAGCGACGCUCCCAGGGACCUGAACAUUUCGGCGGAACGGGAGGUGGAACUGAGGUGCCGGACGUCCCCCAUGUGGUCCGUCCGUUGGCUGCUGCCCAACGGGACCAUCCUGACCCACGGUUCGAGCCACCCGCGGAUGGUGGUGCUGAGCGAUGGGACUCUUACCUUCUCCAACGUCCUGCCAGGGGACAAGGGCACCUACAUCUGCAUGGUGGCUAACUCCGCGGGCAGCUCCAACGCCUCCGCCUUUCUGAACGUCAGCGGCGGGGAGCUCAACACCUCCAACCUGAGCUACUUCACCACCGUCACCGUGGAAACGCUGAGCCCCACGGUCAAGCCCGGCCCUGCCACUCCCCCCGUCAACCCCAAAGCCCCGAACUCGCCAGCGGUGACCGCCUCCCCCUCCGUCUUUCAGCCCGCCUUCAUCUCCACCCCGACCGUCCUCCUCCACAGCACCCUGCUCCCCAUCCCGCCCUCUGGCUCCACCCCCAGUCCUGGCCCCACGGCCAAGGGCAAGCAGCCCGACAGCAUCGACGAGGUCAUGAAGACCACCAAGAUCAUUAUCGGCUGCUUCGUGGCGGUGACUCUGCUGGCCGCCGUCAUGCUGAUUGUCUUCUACAAACUACGCAAGAGGCACCAGCAGCGCAGCACGGUGGGGGCAGCCAGGACCAUAGAGAUCAUACAGGUGGACGAGGACAUCCCACCUCCGGCCUCGGCGGGCGCUGCCACCUCCAGCAUACCCGGGGAGGGAGCGUUGCUGCCCCCUGCAGUUCGGGAGCACAACAGCACCUUCAAAUCCUCCUAUAGCACCUACACAGGAUCACACACCACGCCCUGGGCCGAGUACAGCCUCUGCAACUCGCUGCCUCGAUCCAGACCCAGAGAAAUCAUCACUGUCCCUGACACCUACAGCUUAAAGACUACCGCCAAGGACAGGGUGCAGGAGACACAGAUAUAAAAACUCCAUGCAAUAUGAUGCAAGACACACUCCCACACACAUUCGCAUGCACACACACACACACACACACACACAUACACAAACACACAGCAGCUUCUUUUGUACAAAGUGCAAAACUGAGACUGUUUUUUUUUUUUUCGUGUACAUGCUUAUGUAAUGUCAAUACAUACGUAAAUACACAACGUACAUUAUAUAUAAAUGCGUAAAUAUAUAAAUAAAUGUACUACGGGCUGGUUACGAGAAGCAGAUGGGGAAAAUUAAAUCUAAACUAUUUUCUGACUUGUAACUUCUAUUUAAAAAACGAGAGUUGUUUAAAAAAAUCUGUCAUAACUUUGUGAAAGAAUGGAGAACGUGUUUGAAAAAACGGGCUUUGUGUAAUUUUUAGAUGAUGCAGAGAAUAUCGAUUUCUACAGAGAACUCUUUCUAAAAACAUUAAUGAAAAAGCCCCCUAAUCAACCUUUACUGGUUUAUCUUGUAAAAAAAAAAAGAAAGCACCAAGAAUUUGUACUGUGCCAAAUGUUAUAAAACGCAAUAAAGGAUUUUUUGGAAGAAUUGA